AGGAAAGGGAAACCCUAACCGACUUUCUUCUCACCGUUUUAUAGCUCAGCCGCUCUGCGUUCCAUUUUUCAAUCCCUUCCCAUCUCCGCCGCAGAGAACCAAAAUGGGUCGUGUCAUCCGAGCUCAGCGUAAGGGUGCGGGAUCGGUCUUUAAGUCCCACACCCACCACCGGAAGGGGGCGGCGAAGCUCCGCGCCCUGGACUACGGCGAGCGGAACGGCUACCUCAAGGGCGUGGUGACCGAGAUCGUCCACGACCCCGGCCGCGGCGCGCCUCUCGCCCGCGUCUCCUUCCGCCACCCCUUCCGGUAUCAGAAACAGAAGGAGCUCUUCGUCGCCGCCGAAGGGAUGUACACCGGACAGUUCUUGUACUGCGGUAAGAAGGCCUCCCUCAUGGUCGGAAACGUCCUGCCUCUCGGAUCCAUCCCGGAAGGUGCCGUAAUCUGCAACGUCGAGCACAAAGUUGGUGAUCGCGGUGUCUUCGCCAGGGCCUCCGGUGAUUACGCCAUCGUCAUCAGUCACAACCCUGACAACGGCACUACUAGGAUAAAGCUUCCAUCCGGAGCAAAGAAGAUUGUGCCGAGCAGUUGCAGGGCCAUGAUUGGUCAGGUAGCAGGAGGUGGGCGUACAGAGAAGCCGCUUCUCAAAGCAGGCAACGCAUACCACAAGUACCGGGUGAAGAGGAACUGCUGGCCUGUGGUUCGUGGUGUGGCCAUGAACCCAGUUGAGCAUCCCCACGGUGGUGGUAACCACCAGCACAUUGGUCAUGCCAGCACUGUUCGCCGCGAUGCCCCACCCGGGCAGAAAGUCGGGCUUGUUGCCGCCAAGAGGACUGGUCGUGUUCGUGGUCAAGCUGCUGUUGCAGCUGCUAAAGCCGACAAGGGCUCUUAGGUUUCAGGUUUAUUUAAGUUGUUAUAAGAUCAGUAAAAGGGAUCUUAGAUUUCAGGUUUAUUUAAGUUAUUAUAAGAUCAGUAAAAGGGAGGCAGCUACUUCUCAAUUUACAAAGAGGGUCACAUGAGCUUGGGACCAGGCAGCCUUCUGGAUUUUAGUACUUUUCUUUGGAUCUUUGCUUUUAACAUUUAAACUUUAGGAGUACUUUUUUAUGGGUUUAAUAUUUUCUCUGAUUUGCAAAAUAUUACACUGAAUUUUUGCUUUCUAAAUUUGAUUUUCUAAAUUUCCUUUUCAUUGCAACUUGCAAGGCAUAGGGAGUACAUUAUUAAAUUAAAUUGCUCCUU
Molecule: messenger RNA, 1233 nt
Organism: Cuscuta campestris
Lineage: Eukaryota; Viridiplantae; Streptophyta; Magnoliopsida; Solanales; Convolvulaceae
Source: the annotation of a GenBank genome assembly